Molecule: messenger RNA, 3501 nt
Organism: Solenopsis invicta (red fire ant)
Lineage: Eukaryota; Metazoa; Arthropoda; Insecta; Hymenoptera; Formicidae
Gene: Ir93a
Product: ionotropic receptor 93a-like
Exons: 15
Coding region: 453-3020 (855 amino acids)
Cellular component (GO): membrane
Molecular function (GO): ligand-gated monoatomic ion channel activity
Source: RefSeq, a predicted model, not a curated record
AUAUGAAACAAUGAAUUGUUGAUUUGCUACUAAUUUUUUUUUUUUUUUUCGUGUACAAAUAACUUUUCGAGGACAACUCUUGUCCUCUGCGGUUACUUAUCAGGAAGAAUCAAUCGAAUGUAACAUUCGACGCAUUUUAUUUUCCCGCGAUGAUUUUUCAACUUAAUCUAGUUUCGCCCAUGUAGGCCAAUGACGGACCCCGCGCAUCCUUCAAGCUGUGAUGAGAUUCGAUCGUUCCUCGAUAAGUUAUUAAAGAAAUCGAUCUUUUCCUUGAUACAAACUACGAGCAAGAAUGCGCUCAGUCCACGAUUGCGUUUCGACCGGGCUUGACAAACUUCCGGUUUAAUGCGGUAAUAAUGAAUCGGCGAAAGUAAUGAACUCAUAUAUCAUUGAACGAUGUCCUCGCUUAUAUAUCGACCAGUUGGCGCGACUGGCUCCAAUACGAUCUGUCGAUGGACAUGAUUUCCGUCUUCUUCCUCGCGUGGAUUUUAAAUUCGGGUGACGCUUUCGGUGACUUCCCGUCGCUGAUAUCCGCCAACGCCUCGAUGGCGGUCAUCAUCGACAAGAAUUUCUUCGACGACAAGGUCGAGUAUCGCGACGUGAUGAAAAAUAUUCACGGUCUCAUCGCGUCAAUUACGAGGGAAGAGAUCCAUACGAUUGACAUUGAUAUACAAAUCAUUCGCGGAACGAAAAUAAAUUUCCGAGAUUACACGGUGCUUUUAUCCGUGACAACGUGCCAUCAAAUGUGGAGCCUUCACGAUGCAGCGCGUAAAGAAGAGCUCAUACAUUUAGCGAUAACAGACGAGGAUUGUCCACGGCUUCCCGAUACGGAGGGUGUGAGCAUUCCAAUAAUAUUGCCAGGUCAAGAAUUAGCCCAGAUUUUCUUCGACAUAAGAUCGACCGACGCUUUGCUCUGGAACAAUGUCAACAUAAUACACGACGAUACCUUUGACAGAGACACGAUCGGCCGAGUCACGAAAGCCCUAUCGACCGCGUUGCCGAACAAGAAAUUUAACAUGGUCUCCAGAGCGUUGUUUACUUUUAAGUACUCCGAUUCCGCAACUACCAGAAGGUACUACAUAAAAGAUUCACUUGAGAAUUUCCACGUGGACCAAUUGGGAAGAUGCUUUCUUGUAAUCGUCACGAUAGACACGGCGUCUGACGUUAUGGAAGUUACAAAGACCUUAAAUAUGGCCCUGCCCGACAGCCAGUGGUUAUACAUCAUCACUGAUAGCGUAGUACGAAACUCUACGAAUAUUACCAUCCUCACCGAUUUACUGUCGGAAGGCAGUAACAUGGCUUUCAUUUACAAUGCAACGGACAACGACACAUAUUGUAAUGUCAGUUUAAAGUGCCACAUCCAGGAGUUAGUUGCGGCUUUCGUUAAUGCUUUGAAGAUAUCAUUGAUGACGGAAAUAGAAUUGUUCAGUCAUUUAAGUGACGAGGAGUUUGAACUCGUCCGAUUAAAUAAAGCCGAAAGACGUCGGGAAAUUCUCAAAAAUAUAAGAAUAAAGCUUAUCGAUGAAAAUUUCGCUACUGGCGGCGUUUGCGGUAAGUGCCUGUUUUGGCGAUUCGCCUCGGCCAUAACGUGGGGCAACUUCUUUCUUCACAGCAAGAACGUUGCGCACUUGAUCGAAUCGGGAACGUGGAUACCCGGUCUAGGUUUGAAUUUGACGGACGAAAUUUUUCCGCACGUAGUGCACGGUUUCCGAGGGAUCAGCCUACCAAUCGCCACGUAUAACAAUCCACCGUGGCAAACCAUCUCGUUGAACAACGCCGGUGAAAAGGAAUACGGCGGGCUGGUUUUCGACGUCAUAAAAUAUCUAGGGAAAAAAUUGAACUUCACUUACACCGUUCUCACCCCGGCGAGCAAUCGGGCCGUCAAGUUCAUUCGUAACGAGACUGCCGAUGUGGUGUUAGCGUCGACAACGAGAGAAAUGCCACCGCAGAUAAUAGACAUGGUUCUGGAGAAGAAGGUUCUUCUUGCAGCCUGCGCGUACACCGUGAACAAUUUCGGAAGGGGAAAAGUCAAUUUUACCUUGCCAAUUUUUAUGCAAACGUAUAGCUUCAUGACUGCAAAGCCGGGCCAACUUUCUAGAGCGUUGCUGUUUACCGCGCCCUUCGCCAAAGAGACGUGGGCCUGCCUGGCAUCAUCCAUUAUUAUAAUGGGCCCGAUCUUGUACCUGAUUCGCAAGUACAGUCCAGACAACACGGAGACGUCGGGACUCAAUUCCUGCUGGCAAUGCAUGUGGUACGUCUACGGGGCCCUUCUUCAGCAAGGGGGAAUGUACUUACCCCAUUCCGAUAGCGCUCGUCUGCUGAUUGCUGUCUGGUGGUUGAUCGUGAUGGUCGUGGUAGCGACCUACUCCGGAAGCUUGGUCGCGUUCCUGACAUUCCCGAAUAUGGACGCCGCUAUCCUGACCGUGGACGAUCUUAUUGCUCAUAAAAAUAGAAUAACGUGGGGCUUUCCUAAUGGCAGCUUUUUAGAGGAGUAUCUAAAGAAUUCCGAAGAGGAAAAAUAUCAUAUUCUUCUGGAACGAUCUAUAAUUCACAACGAGACGACAGCGUCGAAAGUCAUUGAGAAGGUGAAGGCGGGCAAACACGCGUUGAUCGACUGGAGAAGCACGCUGAGAUUCUCGAUGAGAAGCGACAUGUUAUCAACCGAUGGGUGCGCCUUCUCUUUGAGCUCUGAAGAAUUUAUGGACGAGCCCAUAGCGAUGAUUAUAGCACAAGACAGUCCUUAUAUGAAAAUCAUCAACUUCGAGUUACACCGCAUGCACGAGUCCGGAUUAAUGAACAAGUGGAUAGCGGAGCAAAUACCGACGAAAGACAAAUGCUCGGACAGCAUCACGACUCAGGUCAUAGAAGAGCGCAAAGUAAACGUCGCCGAUAUGCAGGGCAUAUUUUUCGUACUUUUCAUGGGCGUGACCGGAUCGAUAUUUCUUCUGUGCUGCGAGUUUUGCUGUCACAAGCGCAAGAUGUCAAAGAGACGCAAGUUGAUUCAGCCCUUUGUCUCGUAAAUGGGAUACAGCGAUCGCUAGAUGAUAGAUUAAACGGCUUCUACUUCCCGCGAAAUAGCUUCACUGUCGGCUGAAACAUCUGCAUGUGCAAUUAGAUUUUAUCGUUGCUUUUAUAUCCAGUGUUAACUGCAGGGACCAUUCUCGCAUGAGCUCCUCGUGCUACAUGCAACGAUGCCACUUAAUUGUAAAUUAUGUACUUAGGCGACACAGAUUUUUCGGCACAGAUUUCUUUAUAGCGGCCUGUAUGUGUUUUACAGUUAAGACAAACUUUAGAAAGUUGAUCAUGGAUGUAAAGGAUAGGUUUUUAUGUUUAGCAAAAUUGUACGAAUUCUAGCCUUGAGGCAGAACCGAUCGUCUUCAGACGUAUUUAUGUAGCGUAGAACCAAUUAAAGAAAAAAGAAAAAAAAAUUGUUCUUACAACAGCUUUUUAAGAAAUGCGUUACACAUAAGAUUACUCUCUAUCACGUAUUAAAAGCAAUUA